This is a messenger RNA of Arabis nemorensis, 762 nucleotides long. Lineage: Eukaryota; Viridiplantae; Streptophyta; Magnoliopsida; Brassicales; Brassicaceae. The record is from the annotation of a GenBank genome assembly.
AUGAAGGUGCAUGAUCUGUUGUUCGUCGCUAUUUUGUCCCUUGGUGUAGCUGUUCAUACCCAGCUGGUCAAGGGGCAACCCCGGCCAGGUUGCCCAACUAGAUGUGGCAACGUCAUAAUCGAGUAUCCUUUUGGUAUUUCGGAAGGUUGUUACUAUCCUGGAGAUCGUGAUGCCUUCGAGCUCACCUGUAAAGACGAGAAGUUAAGAUUUUUUGCUGGCCAUGAAGUGAUCAGCAUUUUUCACAGCGGCCAGCUACGCAUCAUGUUUCCUGUAGCCUAUUCUUGCUACGACGUGAACGGAAACUUCGAAGGGAACUCUCUCCCCAUUUUGGCGACACGUCGUUUUACUCUCUCCAGCAACAACAGCUAUAUUGGAGUAGGAUGUAGCACUUAUGCGCUGCUGAGACAUCACGGUAAACAACGAAAUUACACAUUUGGAUGCAUAUCAUUGUGUGAUGUAGUCCCGCCAGACGGAGAAUGUUCUGGUGAAGGUUGCUGCCAGAUGCCUGUUCCUAGGAAGGCCCUUGAGUUCAAAUUGUAUCCACGUAGCAUUGACAAUCAAACUUCUGUGCAUAGUUUUAAUCCUUGCGCCUUCGCCUUUCUAGUUGAAAAUGGUAAGUUUAACUUCAGUGCUUCGAAAGAUCUUAAGGAUCUCCGGAAUGUCAAGGAGUUCCCUGUGUUACUAGAUUGGUCUAUUGGAGAACAAACAUGCGAUCAAGUUGGGAAAAAAGAGCUUGUGCGGUGGGAUCAGCACAUGUAUUAA